AUGACAGAGCGUGCCGGUGACCGCGCCAUCCGGGACUUCCGUAUGCGCCUAACUGACCACCUAUUGGCACGUUUCUUGGGUCUUGCAUAUGAGGGCGAUGAGCAUUCAUUCACCGAACAACAGCACCUUAAUCUGGAGAUCAGUCAAAACCGUAUGUAUGAGCACAGCAUCCUUCGGAUCAACUAUACCAGUUACGAUAUGCGACGUUCUCAAGAUUCUAUUAAUCCUCGGAUGCACCCAGACGUGAUGGUACUCUCCCAUGAUGAUGAUGCAGGGCCCAAUACGCAGCUUCAUCCAUAUUGGUACGCACGCGUACUAGGUAUAUUCCACGUAAUGGCGCGGUAUGUUGGACCGAACAGUCAGUCAUCGGAUAUGCUCCGAAUGGACUUUUUGUGGGUGCGAUGGUUUGGGUUGGACCCGGACAUGCGCACGGGAUGGCAGGCUAGGCGACUCCCCGCAGUAGGCUUCGUUCCAGAAACAGAUCCUGAUGCAUUUGGGUUCCUUGACCCACAAGAGGUUUUAAGAGGUGCUCACCUUAUUCCUGCAUUUCAUCAUGACCUCGCCGAGGGACUUUUGCACCCUAAUUCAUGUGCACGCCGCGCAGACGAGGCACAGGACUGGAGCCUCUUCAAUCCUAACAUGUAA
Heterobasidion irregulare TC 32-1 is the source of this 645-nucleotide messenger RNA. RefSeq lists its product as uncharacterized. Bases 1 to 645 code for a protein of 214 amino acids. The transcript has 2 exons. NCBI's taxonomy places the organism in Eukaryota, Fungi, Basidiomycota, Agaricomycetes, Russulales, Bondarzewiaceae. The record is from RefSeq and is a predicted model, not a curated record.